ACAGCACAUUGUACGAGCCCUGUUGUAACGAACGACUCUAUAAAUACAAGUGGCGGGCGCACCACACAAGAGUGUGUGAGUGGACGCCAUAGUAGCCAAGCGCGGGAGUAUUUGACAUCGCCGCGUUCGGAUACACUGACCAUGUUUGUUAUCAAGACGCUGUUGUUCUGCGCAGUAUGCGCCGCUGCGUCCGCGCAGAACUACCAGAGCACGACGCCGGUGCCGAUCCUCAAGCAGAUCAACAAGCAGAACGAUGACGGCUCAUACAGCUUCGGCUACGAGGCCGCCGACGGCUCCUUCAAGAUCGAGACCAAGUACCCCAACGGAGACGUCGCCGGGAAGUACGGAUAUGUCGACGAGAGUGGCAAAGUUAGGGAGGUCUCCUACGGGGCCAGUAGCCAGCGGGGAUUUGAACCUGAAGGCACUGAUAUAAGGGUUCCACCGCCAACACUCCACGACCCAGCGUCCACCAACGCGCUGACCGACGGCCAAGAAGACGACGGCCAGUACCGAGAGGACCCCAGGAUAUACGAAGACCCCAAAUACAACGGGCGCAGCAAAGCCAGGCCCAGCUCAUUCAGAUACGAGCAAGAGCCGCAGCAGCAGCGCUUUACCUUCUCCUCUCAACCGAAGAAGUACCAACAGCAGUACCAACCACAACCCCAGUACCAACCUCAGCCACAAUACGAACCGCAACCUCAAUACCAACCUCAGCAGCCUGCGUACCAACCCCAACAACCAGCAUACCAACAACAAACCAGCCUCUUUAACCAAGCUCCACAACAGUUCUCCCAACAGCAAUACAAACCGCAAAGUCAGGUGUUCCACCAACAACCCCAGUUCUCCUACCAAUCUUACACCCCACAACCUAACUACCAAAACAACCAGUACCAGAACUACCAGAGGCAAAACUACCACCAGAACUUCAAUCCCUUCUCAGGACACCCAGCACAGAACUUUGACCCAAGCACGGGAUCCUACUCUAUUGAUUUCACUGGCAAAUAAGAUUGCUCAUUGUUUUAGUAAUUGCUGUAAUUUUACUAUAGGUAAGUAGUGUUAGUAAAAUCUAAAGCGAUACAAGCAUAUUUUAAACAAAAGCAAAAUAAAUAUUCCAUUUUUUAAUAAAUCAAUUUUUAAACUUUUCUUAAUUUCUCGUGAAGCCUUCUGUGUGCUUAUGAGUUUUAAUAACAUUAAAACUCAUUUAAAAUGAAUUUUUAUAAGUCGUUUCAAUUGCUAGCGUCAUCUGAUUUAAUUUUUUGUUUUUAAUUCUUAACUCUCUAAAGUUGUCACUGGUAAAACUGUCACUGUUAAUAAUAUAAUGUCUUAUUUGUCUUUUUAUCUCUAAUCUGACUGCUGAUAUUUUUACUUUUAUACUUUUAUUUUAUUCGUCUACUUUCCUUUUACGUUAUUAAUACUUUAAUUUUAUUGUUUAUGGUAUUCUUUGGUAUUGGUAGCGCGCAGGAGGUAUAGUCACUUAAACAAAUUUGUUCGUAGAGUUAUAAUUUUCAUUGCAAUACUCAAUUGUACAAUUUACAGAAUUUUAAAUAUAUUUAACUAAGUAAUAACCUGUAAAUAAUAGUGUGAUUUUUUUUUAUACUUUUGUAACAUAUACAUAAUAUUAUUAGUACUAGUCAUAAAUUUCAAAGUAAUCUAAAAGUAUUGUCUCAGUACGCUAUGCUUUAUUUAAAUUAUUUUUAUUAAACGGCUAGUAUAUUAUAUUAUCAAUUAUAAUUCCCAUGUAGGUAUAUGUAUGUAUCAAAUUAUCUUCUAUAUAUUUAUUGAAUUUAAUAUAUUUAUUUCAUUUUAUAUACCAAGUAUGUUUCUUGUCUUAAAAAUCUUCAAAUAAUAUAUUUUUCUUUAUUCGUAAUACAUAUUUUCAUGUUGAAUAUUUUUUAUACUUCAGAUAUAUUUACCUAUUUUAUGCAACAUCUUUAAAUAAAAUAAAUAUUUAAGUAAAUAAUUAUCAUCUAUAUUUAUGUAUUUGAAAUGGGUUUUGUCUAUAUAUGUAUGGAUAUAAAUUUCCUAUUGUCAUUCGUAAAUUAUUUGUAAAAAAUUAUUACAUUCCGUACUUAUGUUUAUAAUUUGUAUAUAAUAAUUUAAAUUACUCAUAUUUAGUAUAUUUUUUUAAUUAAUUUAUAUGUAUUAGUUAUAGCAAAUGCAUCCAUUAUUAUAAACGAGUGCGGCGGUUGCGCAGGCGCAGGUUCAAAGAUGGCGGCUGAUAUACAUAAAACUGUCUACGUGUGCGUGGUACUAAUGUGGUGAAUAAAGACUUACGUAAACAUC
This is a messenger RNA of Bicyclus anynana (squinting bush brown), 2283 nucleotides long. It is a transcript of the gene CPR55, whose product is annotated as activating signal cointegrator 1 complex subunit 2 homolog. The transcript has 3 exons. Gene Ontology annotation, cellular component: chitin-based extracellular matrix. The record is from RefSeq and is a predicted model, not a curated record. The coding region runs from base 142 to 1005 and encodes 287 amino acids. NCBI's taxonomy places the organism in Eukaryota, Metazoa, Arthropoda, Insecta, Lepidoptera, Nymphalidae. Gene Ontology annotation, molecular function: structural constituent of chitin-based larval cuticle.